AUGAAGCAAGACGAUUGCUUUGUGGAGCUUUUUAAGCUCCAAAAGAUGUUCGAAAAUUCGUUCCACAUCGCUGGCUCCAGUGAGGCCAACUCCAUAGAAAAAGUGUAUAAUAACGAUUCAGUAUCACUCACCCUUCUGCUUAAACCCACCGAUCCCGACUUUGAUGCAUCCGUCUUAUCCACACCCGAGGGAAUUAGGAUUCAGUUGAAACUCCAUCGCACAUACACCCAGAAGUCCCUGGAUUCCUACACUGAACCUCCUCAAGAUCGCAAAUCAGCCGCCACCAGUGCUGAGUCUGAUAAUUUCACACACCCCAAUGAUUCAGAGAACUGUGAAACCUACUAUUCAAUUGAGGACGCUGAUGAUAUCACGGUCGAGGACCCUCAACUGUCCGAUGCUUUCAAAAAGUCGAUCAAGAAAGUCUUGUAUGAUUUUAUCACUAGGAACCAGAAGCUCAGAAAGUAUAUAAUUUAUGAAUCGUUGAAGUUUUUGGACAAGAACCUGGUCACCAUUUACAACAUUUCAAAUUCCCUAAAAACCAAGUCGGGAGACAUCACAGCUAGCAACCAGCCAACCCAACCAUCUUUAGAGAAUAAACAAGUUGAUCAUGAGUCUGAGUCCCAGAACCAUUCCGGUUCUUCGAAAACCAAUGGCUUGUCAGAAAAAAAUGAAAAGGUGGAACUCCCAUGGACUUUAGAGGAACAGAAGUGUCUGGAAGAUGGGCUGGUGAGAUACAAGGGCACGGCUGACCCCGUGGAGAGGUGGGUUCUGAUUUCGAAGCUGGUCAAGACGAGGAGCCCCGCGGAGUGCAGAAGGAGGUUUAUGCGCUGCAGGGAGGUACUGGUGAAGAAACACAAGCCUCCCGAGCCCGAAAAACAGGAUCCACCAUCUUAUUCACUGGACAAGACUGCUCCCCUCAGUUUCACGGGCCUGGAAAUGACCAAGUUGUCGCUGGGGAUGAUUGGAACGUUUUCAAUGGACGUCGUUUGUCUGAGGUGCGCACACAGGUUGGAAGUGACACUGGCCGACCUCGGAGAAAAGACAGUAGUGUAUAGCAGGAGUUGCGAAAAGUGCGCAAUGCCAAUUCGGUGUGAGUUCACGCCCGCACUGUUCUUUCCGUCCCAACUCACUUUUGGACGGCUGUCGAUGUUGAAUCUGGACUUCAUAGACAUUAACCAUGCCGAGUUUAAGUUGACCUGCGAAGACUGUGAAACACAGUCGAAGAUCAGGGAGCUGAAUGAAGAAGAUGCAUACAUAGACAAUAAAUGUUCAGGGGACAAGAAGAGCCUUAUCUGCAGAGGUUGUUUUAACAAAUUCCUCUUCACGUUCCACGGAGUACAAUUCGGUGAACAGGCAGCGCCGGCACUCGAAACCGUAAUGAAGAAGGUCGUGAAGUAUGAAACUAAAAAGACGCCACAGCCAAAGGGCAUCAAGGUUGGGACGCCGCUCCCGGCGAACGGCACGUGCAAACACUAUAAAAAGUCGUUCAGGUGGUUCAGAUUCCCGUGCUGCGGAAGGCUGUUCCCCUGCGACAUCUGCCACGACGAUGUCAGCGACCACAAGUGCGGACACGCCAACUUUAUCGUCUGCGGACACUGCUCAACGCAGCAGCCCUCCUCAAACAAGGUCUGUAAGUCGUGCACGAAGACAUACACGGCCGCCUCGAGCUCUCACUGGGAGGUAAGCGCUACACAUCAGACAGCACGAGUUAGGGGGGCAAGGGGUGUAGAGACGCCACGAAGCUCAGCAGGAAGGAUUCGAAAAAAUACAAGCUAA
Molecule: messenger RNA, 1776 nt
Organism: Theileria orientalis strain Shintoku
Lineage: Eukaryota; Apicomplexa; Aconoidasida; Piroplasmida; Theileriidae
Exons: 8
Coding region: 1-1776 (591 amino acids)
Molecular function (GO): zinc ion binding
Source: RefSeq, a predicted model, not a curated record